AUGGGUACAAAUGAGGAACCAAUUCUCUCCAGGAUUGAUCGUUUGGACAAUUUGUUGAGGCAAUUGGAGGAAAUUAGAGGGUGCAAUCGAUCUCCAAAGAGCUCGUGUGCAUCCACUCCAAAAAGCGGAAGUGAUGGACGCGUGUCAUCCAUCGAUUUCUCCCCAAAGAGCUUGGAGAAGCACUGCCGUCCGAUGGAGAAAGUGAUGAUGGAGAUCGAAGUCAAAGGCACGAUGAUCGAGAGGCUCAAUCAAAUGGAGGAUCGAUUGCUAAAGGUAGAGGAAGAAUGGACGACAGCAAAGAGGAAGAAAAUGAAUAGCCCAAAGGGAGGUUUUAAACAGCUUGUGAAGCAAUGUGUGAGAGCAAGAGGAAGACAUGCCAACAAAGAACCAUAA
This is a messenger RNA of Sphenostylis stenocarpa, 393 nucleotides long. The record is from the annotation of a GenBank genome assembly. NCBI's taxonomy places the organism in Eukaryota, Viridiplantae, Streptophyta, Magnoliopsida, Fabales, Fabaceae.